Molecule: messenger RNA, 1056 nt
Organism: Daldinia vernicosa
Lineage: Eukaryota; Fungi; Ascomycota; Sordariomycetes; Xylariales; Hypoxylaceae
Exons: 3
Coding region: 277-1056 (259 amino acids)
Source: RefSeq, a predicted model, not a curated record
GACUACCUAGGUACUUAAAGAUCUAUAAUAGGGACGUUGUAACAUAUAUUCCCAUAUCUACUAUGUAUAAACUCAACGCCGACCCCUGGAAUUUUGGGGUUACAUGCAGAUGCAAUGUAAGUAGUAUCAUAGCGAUAGCCAGGGGCCGGCACAGGACAUCGUAAGGUUUAUAAGGUAGGCAGCAUCAAUGGUGCAUAUAAGUGCAAAUAUAAUGAGAAUGGCUCUAAAUGUUAGCCCGUCUUCAUAGUUGUCGUAGGUCUGCCUCUUAGAACCAAGAUGCACUCGACGAUGGAGGUCGCAUCGAGCACCGCACCACAGCUCGCGACGGAUUCUUUGGCGCCUGAGGUAGCUCCCGAGACCUACCACCCGCAGUAUUACGAGUAUAAGAACUACGGCGUGGCGCAACCGCAGACCAUCCCGGCGCCUCGUGAAGCUGAGAUAGCCGGCUUGAAGAAACCUACCUUCUGGUUGCUAGUAGCUUUGUUUUCGGUGGUGGCGUUGGCGCUUGGCCUAGGCACUGGGCUAGGCUUAGGUUUGAGAAGUAAUGAUAGUGCGGUUAAUAACACAGGUGCUUCUGCGAAUAGCGAAGCUACAAGCAACGGCGUUAUUUCGUCACCGCAUGCUGCCCUCUCGACGACCUCAUCUACGAGCACUGUACCAACUACCAGUUCCAGCACCACUAAGAGCGCCAGCCCAAAGAGUAGCAGCGCCGAUAUGACAAUUGUAGCCGAGCCGACACCGACGGUCCUAGUAGAUUCUAGGUGUCCUAGCCGAAGCGGAAGUCUGAUAUCGGGGGAAAACAACCGGCAAUACAAGAUAUCCUGCGACAGCGACUUGACGGGAACAACCCUGGCAUCACUAGUAGUGAACUCGCUGGAGGAGUGUCUUGCACUAUGCGACUCGCUGAACUGGGUUCAGAAGCGCAGCGAUGUUGGCUGUGUUUGGAAUGAGAAGGGAGUAGUCGGGCAGGUUGCUGGUACGUGUUGGUGUAAGGGAGGCGACAAUAUCAAGGCCACGUCCCUAUCAGGAAUUGUGGUUGCAAGUCCGGCACCAUGA